AUGUCUUUAACGGCAUCCUUCGCGUCCUACUCCUUCACCGCAUGCGCGACUGUGAUCCUCUAUGACCUGAUCCUCCUCCUCCCGACCGAAAUUGAUUAUGUAUGGCUUCCCCGGCCCAGACAUCCUCUCCUGCUGCUGUUCGCAUUGAACCGCUACUUGCCCUUGGUCGAUAUGGCGUUCACUAUCCACUGGCUCUCACACCAGCCUUCUGGAACUCUGUGUUGCCAGUUUUUCUUCAUCACGGGCCCGCUUGCGGUCGCUGGGGUUUUCACAUCGCAAGUGAUUCUCAUGAUCCGCACGUAUGCAAUAUGGGACCGACACAGAGCAGUAUUCUGGUGUUUUAUUGGGACUGGAGUAUUCUGUUUUAUACCGGAGGUAGUUUGCCUUGUUAUACAGCUCAAGACGAUGCGAUUCAUCGAACCGUCGUCCAACUACCCUGACUGCUUAAACAUCUCUUCAAACAUGGCCGAGACGUUCUAUAUCCCUGUACUCGUUUCAGAGACCAUCAUUGCUUCGCUCACGCUCUUUAAAGGCGUACAACACCUCCGCCAUUCUUCUCAUCCUUUUCUCAUCGAGUUUUAUGUCUCUGGGAUGUUCUUCUAUGUGUGCCUCCUCCUCAUGACCGUUGCAAAUAUCCUUGUCCCCGUGUGGACCGACGGCAUCACACCCUUCCUUACUUAUUUUCUGCGCAUCCUUCAUUCCAUCCUGAGCAGCCGCAUCAUGCUGCUCAUUGUCAAGCAGAGACGAAAACAUCGACGCUAUCUUGAUGAAGAGCCGUACACGGGUGAUGUUGAACUAUCUCAUACCACGCUGUAA
Molecule: messenger RNA, 816 nt
Organism: Desarmillaria tabescens
Lineage: Eukaryota; Fungi; Basidiomycota; Agaricomycetes; Agaricales; Physalacriaceae
Exons: 3
Coding region: 1-816 (271 amino acids)
Source: RefSeq, a predicted model, not a curated record